CACCCGAAGACGAGCCCAGGCCGACAGGGGUUUGACAAGGUAUAGCCCAGACCAGGGAAUGCCAAAGAAGGCCCAGAAAACCUGGCCGGCAGGGUGUGUCUUCCCCAUGCUGGACCCGCGGCAACCGCCCCAGCGAGUGAAGGAAGCGCGAGUGCGACAGGCCUACGUGGCCCGAGGCAAGGAGGACGCUGGGACAGAAGGUACGCUGCACACACCCUCUAACCUGCUCUCGUCUGUAUUCCAACAGGUAAACUGGCAGGGGAACUUCAGGCGGGAACAGGCGACAGGAGGACGACCGCCUGAAACACUGCUGGGCCCAGGUGCGUCAGAUAGAAGGGGUCAACCAGAGUCCGAACCAGAGGCUCCCUUCCUCCUACUUCCUCAUCAGGGGAGGCCUCCUGUAUCAACGAGCCAGCCGCCGAGGAGAAAUUGUGGACCUCCUGGUAGUUCCCAAGACGCAGACGCAGACGCUGAUGCACCUGGCCCUUGCCCACCCGCUCGGGGGCCACCUGGGGGCACGAAACACCCUAGAGAAGCUAAAAGACGAUUUUGUUUGGCCAGGGAUGGAUGCAGAGGUCCGGGGCUUCUGCUGACAGUGACCCCAGUGCCAGCGCACUGCCCCACACAGGCCCCCGCCGGCCCCCCUUAUCCAUCUGCCCAUCAUAGGCAUCCCCUUUGAGAGGGUCGGCUUGGACCCUAUAACCCAAGAUGGUGCCGCUACGCAAAGCCACCUCCCGUAACACUGCGAGAGAACUGAUGCUCCUGUUCAGCUACAUGGGGAUACCAAAGGACAUCUUAACCGACCAAGGUAUGCCUUUCGUCUCCAAACUAAUGUCUGGUCUGUGUCUGCUGUUGCAGGUUAAGCACCUAAAGGCGUCCGUUUACCACCCACAGACCCACGGGCUCAUCGAGAGGUUCAACCAAACCUUGAAGCAGAUGCUACAAUGGGUGGUAGACGAGGAGGGGAGAGAUUGGGACCUUCGCCAUCCGGGAGUGCCCCCAAGCCUCCACGGGCUUCACCCCCUUCGAACUCCUCUUCGGACGGCAAUGUCGGGGACUGCUGGAUGUGGCCCGGGAAGCCUGGGAAGAACAGCCCUCCCCGUUCUGCUCAGUCGUCGAUUACGUACAGGAAAUGCCAGGGAGAAUUGACCGAGUGGCCCUAAUCGUCCAGGAGGAGCAGAAACAAGUGUACAACCGGCCGGCGCAACCCCGGGAAUUCCAACCUGGCGACCGGGUGCUCCUACUGGUGCCAGUCAGCUCCUGCAAAUUCCUAGCCCGGUGGCAAGGGCCAUACACAGUCCUUGAGUGGAAGGGGGCCGUAAACUUAUCACCUGCAACAGCCUGGAAUGAUGCAGCUGGUCCACCAUGAGAUCAAGACCCGGCCGGGAAUGUGGUGCAGCAGCAUCCCUAUUGUGUCCUGGAUGCCUGCCGCAAGGCUAUCGAGGAGGAGAUCGGCCGAAUGAUGCGGGACAACAUCAUCAAGGAGUCCAACAGCCCCUGGUCCAGCCCCAUUGUAGUCGUGCCAAAGCCUGACGGAAGUAUGCGCCUAUGCAAUGACUUCCAGAAGCUGAACGAAGUCUCGGAGUUCGACAGCUAUCCCCUCCCCCGAGUGGACGACCUAGUGGAGCGAUUGGGGAGGGCCUGGUUCAUAUCCACCCUGGACCUAACCAAGGGAUACUGGCAACUGGCCCUGGCCCCAGAGGCGAGACCAAAGACUGCCUUCAGCACGGUGUACAGCCAUUGGCAAUACCAGGUUCUCAUCUUCAGGCUCCAUGGGGUGUCCGCAACAUUCCAGCGACUGAUGAACAUUGUCCUCCGUCCCCAUCGUCCCUUCGCAGCCGUCUACCUGGACGAUGUAGUCAUCCAUUCCUCCACCUGGUCGGACCACCUGUUCCACCUGGGGGAGGUCCUGAAAGAGCUCCGGAAGGCUGGGCUGAUAGCCAACCCCAAAAAGUGCCACCUAGGGCUGACUGAGUCACAGUACCUCGAGUACCGUAUUGGCCGGGGCCUAGUAAAACCCCAGACCAAGAAAUUUGAGGCACUAAGAGACUAUCCCCGGCCUACAUCAGAAAAACAGAUCUUAUGAAGAAGGGCCAGUCAGUCUGGGCGAAGUGGUCUGCAGAGGCAGAGCGGGCCUUCGAAGCCCUCACCAGCGCCCCAGUGCUACGCAACCCAGACUUCGCCCUUCCAUUCACCGUGCACACAGAUGCAUCCGAAACCAGGCUGGGCACUGUUCUCUCACAGACCUUCGGCGGAGAACACCACCCGGUCCUCUACUUCAGUUGAAAGUUAUCCCCAGCUGAGAGCAAAUAUACGGCCGUGGAAAGAGAGGCCCUGGCAAUAAAGUGGGCCAUCGAAAAGCUGCGAUACUACCUGGCCGGUCGGCACUUCAAUCUGGUGACAGACCACGCCCCACUGCAGUGGAUGGCUAAAGGCAAGGACACUAACACCAGGGUAACCCGAUGGUUCCUCUUGUUGCAGGAUUUCUCUUUCCAGGUCCAGCACCGGGCGGGGACCCACCAUGGGAAUGCAGAUGGCCUCUCGCGACAGGAUGCACUGUGGGCCAGACACGUGGCGGCAGUAGGCUCGGAGCUGAGUGGGGGGAACUGUGGUGACGGACCAGCAGUCAGCGCAUAAGAAACAAAGAUCGCUCCUCCCACGACUGCCAUGGUGGUGCUGAAGAGACAGCUCCGCUUCAGCACCACCAAUGUUUUGGACUGCUGGAGAGCACAAGGCAGUGGGGCAGGGCUGCCGACACACACACUGCCUGUGAAUGGUGUGCGGCACAGGAGAAUUCCACCAUCCAGCAGGCAAGGGGAGAAUAUAAAAGGCCGAUAUUCCGCUCGGAGGGGGAGAGAAGACUCUCGGUGUGUACGCACUAACCUAUGCUGUGUGUUUUCCAGGCAAUCCAGACGCAAGUGAAGACUCGCUGACGCGGCUGUUCCUAAUGGCGAAACGGGAUCCCUACUACUCGGGAAACCCCUAGCACGCCCUCGGCAACCCUGCAGCGACUAAGCAUUUCACCUCACACCCCCACUUCGACGCGCACCCACACCCUCUCACGAACUAUUUGUGAAUAAAGAUUUCUCCACAAGUGGCACCGAAACCGCCUCCUGUGUGUCUGUGCUCCGUCCCCGCUGGCUAGAUUCCCUACAGUAUCAAAAUUUUUCUUGUGGCUCUUCAGCAGCAGCAGCCCCUAUUGCUCAUUGAAUGAAUAUAGGAAUUAGAAGAAUUAAUAUUUAUGAAGAGUAUGGUAUAGGCUGCACCUGCUCAAUAAAAAAUGCCCUGAGAUAAUGAAUGAUACCAGAUGAUUCAGCACUACAUUAGUGAAACUGUCUUGACUUGACUAAAAAGCUUUGUAAAAAGGGGAGAUUUGUGGUGAGAAAUAUGACAAUUUGUAAAAUUUGCUUUAGUGUCAGAAGCAGAGCCAGGACCCAGUUGUAGGCCUAUGCAGGAGAUUGAUGCUGUCAUUGUGGAAAACACAGGUGCACUCGAGUCUAGGGAUACAGAAGGAAGUGUGAAAGGGAGAGCAGAGUCUAGGACAGACUAAAGAUGUCCCCUCUGGAGGGUUACAUUGUCAGGACAGCUAGUGAAAUGCCACAAGGAACUGAUGAGGAUCCUUCUGUGGACCAGCAGGAUGCAACUAGAGAGCAAAACUUGUUCCCCCUGUAAAAACUGUGGCAUUUGUGUUCAUCUCAUCCUCUCUCAGUACAAUAGUCUAACUGAUGCCUACCAUGUGAUUGGACUCGCCUACAAGUUGCUAUUAACACUGUCCAUCACACAAGUAGCCUGUGAGAGAAGCUUCUCAACAGUGAAAUUCAUUUAAAAAAAAAAAAGAGAGACUCACGAGCACUUUAACCUAGAAGAACCUUGAGGCAUUCAUGCUCAUGUGCACUGAAAUUUUUUUUGCAUGUCUUUGGACAAUGACACUGUGAUAAACAAAGUUGCAGAGAUCACUGCAUUGCUCAGGCGUUUAUUAAUGUUUUAGGGUUGGCCAUGUUUCCUUGAAGCUACACUUAUGCAGAGGAAAAAGAGAUGAAGCUGUCAUUAGAAAGUUAUACUGUAAAAAGAAUUCUUGCAGAGAACAGUGCAAUACUUGUUUUCUUUAUUUGUGUUUAAGGAUUGGAUAUCUGUGAACAAGAAUAUAUGUUCAGAUCGAUUGCAGAAAAGGACAUUGUGAUGUUUUAAAGAAUAGUGUUGGAGAUUUACCCUUUAAUGUUCUCAUGUUUGUGUUGAAGUUGUAAAGAAGCCAUUUUCUUAACUUAUGCAAAGGAAAAAGAGAUGAUGGUGUCAUUAGAAAGUGCAAUAAUUUUUUUUAUUUGUUAUUAUUUAUUUAUUUUGUAUUUGUAUUUAUUUGAUAUUUUUUCAUUUCAAGGGUUAGAUAUGUAUUAACGCAAAUUUUUUUAUAGAAAAUAUAUUCUGAUACUGUCAAACAUUACAUUGUUUUGUUGUAAAGAACACUGUUGUUAAAUAAAUCUUCACUGUGUGUCACGAUUCCCCCUUGAAGCAGCGUGCUCUAAGCGCGAAUGCACGAGCACCUGCUUUUCCGUUGUUGACUCUAAUGACAUCUGGACACGUGUGUUUUGUUUAUGUUUCUGUCUCCUCCCUGCUCUGUCAUUGACUGGGAUUUCACGUGGGUCUGAAUUGCUCUUAGCUGCUAGCGGUCUAGACGCUGAUUAUGUCCACAUAUAUACGGCGCGCCUCCCAGCACACAGCGUGGAAGAUUAAAUGUUUAGAGCUAGUUUAACGCGUAUCAUAGUCAUAGUCACAGUCCAUGUUAAGAGUUAGUUCGUGCUGGAUUAUCCGCUUCCAGCCCCUCGUCAUAGUUCGUUUCUUGUUUUGUUUAUCGACCUAGAUUCCUGCCUUGCCCCGUGUAUGCCUGUUUGCCAAUCGCCUGACCUCUUGCAUGGUUGUGGAUUACGUUUUGGAUCACGUUUUGGAUUUGUCUGCCUGUCUCUCAAAUAAACAACUGUUCAUCCAGCACUUGCAUCCGUCCCAUCUCUGCUCCGUCACGAUUCGUGACAGAAUCUUCCGCCAAAACAUGGAUCUGAGGUCCGAGCUCUGAGGUCCGAGCCAAGCCUCCCGUCCCUGAGCUCCGAGCCAAGCCUCCCGUCCCUGAGCUCCGAGCCAAGCCUCCCGUCCCUGAGCUCCGAGCCAAGCCUCCCAUCCCUGAGCUCCGAGCCAAGCCUCCCGUCCCUGAGCUCCGAGCCAAGCCUCCCGUCCCUGAGCUCUGAGCCAAGCCUCCCGUCCCUGAGCUCACGUCCAAGCCUGCUGAUCCAGUUGACCAAGCUCUGCUAAUAUCUCAGCCUAAUGACCAAAUGCUGCUCACGCCCAAGUCUACCGACCCGGUCGCCCAAGUUCAGCCCGCGCCCAAGACUGCUGACGCGCACAGCCAAGUUCAGCCCGCGCCCAAGACUGCUGACGCGCACAGCCAAGUUCAGCCCGCGCCCAAGACUGCUGACGCGCACAGCCAAGUUCAGCCCGCGCCCAAGACUGCUGACGCGCACAGCCAAGUUCAGCCCGCGCCCAAGACUGCUGACGCGCACAGCCAAGUUCAGCCCGCGCCCAAGACUGCUGACGCGCACAGCCAAGUUCAGCCCGCGCCCAAGACUGCUGACGCGCACAGCCAAGUUCAGCCCGCGCCCAAGACUGCUGACGCGCACAGCCAAGUUCCGCCCGCGCCCCAGCCUGCUGACGCGCACAGCCAAGUUCCGCCCGCGCCCCAGCCUGCUGACGCGCACAGCCAAGUUCCGCCCGCGCCCCAGCCUGCUGACGCGCACAGCCAAGUUCCGCCCGCGCCCCAGCCUGCUGACGCGCACAGCCAAGUUCCGCCCGCGCCCCAGCCUGCUGACGCGCACAGCCAAGUUCCGCCCGCGCCCCAGCCUGCUGACGCGCACAGCCAAGUUCCGCCCGCGCCCCAGCCUGCUGACGCGCACAGCCAAGUUCCGCCCGCGCCCCAGCCUGCUGACGCGCACAGCCAAGUUCCGCCCGCGCCCCAGCCUGCUGACGCGCACAGCCAAGUUCCGCCCGCGCCCCAGCCUGCUGACGCGCACAGCCAAGUUCCGCCCGCGCCCCAGCCUGCUGACGCGCACAGCCAAGUUCCGCCCGCGCCCCAGCCUGCUGACGCGCACAGCCAAGUUCCGCCCGCGCCCCAGCCUGCUGACGCGCACAGCCAAGUUCCGCCCGCGCCCCAGCCUGCUGACGCGCACAGCCAAGUUCCGCCCGCGCCCCAGCCUGCUGACGCGCACAGCCAAGUUCCGCCCGCGCCCCAGCCUGCUGACGCGCACAGCCAAGCUCCGCCCGCGCCCCAGCCUGCUGACACGGCCAGCCAAGCUCCGCCCAUGCCCAAGGUUCACCUGGUGACCUCAGAGCCUCAGCCACCCUGUUCAGCUGUGGACGUCGCUCAGCCCGCCUGUUCAGCUGUGGACGUCGCUCAGCCCCCCUGUUCAGCUGUGGACGCCUCUCAGCCCGCCUGUUCAGCUGUGGACGCCGCUCAGCCCGCCUGUUCAGCUGAGGUCGUCGCUCAGCCCCCCUGUUCAGCUGAGGUCGUCGCUCAGCCUUCCGGCUCCAUGGCAAACGUCCUUCCCCCUGGCCGCACGGAGACCCACGCUCCUCUCCGUGGCCUUACAGGGGACUUCGCUCUGCCUUCCAGUUCAGCUGGGGUCGUCGCUCCGCUUUCAUGCUCUGCCGAGGACUUCGCUCAGCCUGCCUGCCCGGCUGUGGACGUCGCUCUGCCUUCAUGCUCCGCUGAGGACGUCGCUCUGCCUUCAUGCUCCGCCGAGGACUUCGCUCAGCCCGCCUGCCCUGCUGUGGUCGUCGCUCUGCCUUCAUGCUCCGCCGAGGACUUUGCUCAGCCUGCCUGCCCUGCUGUGGUCGUCGCUCUGCCUUCAUGCUCCGCCGAGGACUUUGCUCAGCCUGCCUGCCCGGCUGUGGAUGUCGCUCUGCUUCCCUGCUAUGCCGAGGACGUCGCUCCGCUUCCCUGCACCGCCAAGAACACCGUGCAGUUUCCUGGCUCUGCCUGGGACAUUCAGUCCAGGGGGCGGGUCCGCCAAUUAAAUGGGAUGACUCAUGGCACUCUGGGAGGAGUGCCUUUGGGGGACGGGUUCUGUCACGAUUCCCCCUUGAAGCAGCGUGCUCUAAGCACGAAUCCGCAAGCACCUGCUUUUCCGUUGUUGACUGUAAUGACAUCUGGACACGUGUGUUUUGUUUAUGUUUCUGUCUCCUCCCUGUUCUGUCAUUGGCUGGGAUUUCACAUGGGUCUGAAUUGCUCUCAGCUGCUAGCGGUUUAGACGCUGAUUAUGUCCGCAUAUAUACGGCGCGCCUCUCAGCACACAGCGCGGAAGAUUAAAUGUUUAGAGCUAGUUUAACGCAUAUCAUAGUCAUAGUCACGGUCCAUGUUUAGAGUUAGUUCGUGCUGGAUUAUCCGCUUCCAGCCCCUCAUCAUAGUUCGUUUCUUGUUUUGUUUAUCGACCUAGAUUCCUGCCUUGCCCCGUGUAUGCCUGUUUGCCAAUCGUCUGACCUCUUACAUGUUUGUGGAUUACGUUUUGGAUCACGUUUUGGAUUUGUCUGCCUGUCUCUCUAAUAAACAACUGUUCAUCCAGCA
Ictalurus punctatus (channel catfish) is the source of this 7603-nucleotide messenger RNA. RefSeq lists its product as uncharacterized. Lineage: Eukaryota; Metazoa; Chordata; Actinopteri; Siluriformes; Ictaluridae. The transcript has 4 exons. The record is from RefSeq and is a predicted model, not a curated record. The coding region runs from base 5319 to 7289 and encodes 656 amino acids.